Molecule: messenger RNA, 939 nt
Organism: Capsicum annuum
Lineage: Eukaryota; Viridiplantae; Streptophyta; Magnoliopsida; Solanales; Solanaceae
Exons: 3
Coding region: 1-939 (312 amino acids)
Source: RefSeq, a predicted model, not a curated record
AUGAAGAAAUGGGGCAGCCAUCGAAGAUUAAGAGGAUACGAUAAAAAAAGGAUUCUUGAUGUCGAGACUACUCUCUUGAGACACAAUGCCUCUUUAAAUGAGGUUACUAUAUAUGAAAAGGCUUACAGUUGCUCGGUUGAUUUUAUAACGUCUGACCACAGGAAUGCAACAUCAAAGGUCAUAUGUGACUAUAUACUAGAGCUUGUGCGUGACUCUAGUAAUGUAAUCACACCAAACUUUAUGGUAGAUGAAAUGAGAAGGAAAUAUGGAACAAUCAUAUCCUACACCAAAGGAUGGUUUCAAUAUGCAUUUUUUUCUUAUGGCGCUUCAAUCAUUGGAUGGACCAACUGUAGACCAAUAAUAAUGGUAGAUACAACAUUUUUGAAGUCAAAAUAUCGUGGUGUACUAAUGAUAGCAGUGUCAGAGGAUGGCAAAAAUGACAUAUUUCCUUUGGCUUUUGGAAUUGCAGACUCAAAAAAUAAUGAGUCUUAUAACUGGUUCUUCAAUCAGUUAAGAAAUACAAUUAGGUUACGUGAACAAUUAUCUAUUCUAUCAGAUCGUCACCCAGCCAUUAUAAAUACAAUUAUAAAUAUCUAUCUAGAGUGUCAGCAUGGGAUAUGCAUCUAUCACAUGGAGAAGAAUUUAAGAAAAAGAUACUUCUCAGAUAUGGUUCUAUCACUCUUCUACAACACAGCAACAACAUACAAACAAACUAAAUUUUAUACUUUUGUGGAUGAGAUAGAAAAAGUCGACAAAGUUGCUGCAGAGUACUUGAAAAAAGAAGAACCAGAAAGAUGGGCUCAUUCGUUUCAUACCAACAGAAGGUAUAAUAUGCUUACAACUAACAACGUGGAGUCCAUGAAUGCGGUACUGAGAAAAUCAAGGCAGCUGCCAAUACUGGGACUGAUCGAUUACAUUCAGAACAAGUUACAAAGUUGA